Molecule: messenger RNA, 967 nt
Organism: Olea europaea var. sylvestris
Lineage: Eukaryota; Viridiplantae; Streptophyta; Magnoliopsida; Lamiales; Oleaceae
Product: probable LRR receptor-like serine/threonine-protein kinase At1g56130
Exons: 10
Coding region: 161-967 (268 amino acids)
Molecular function (GO): protein binding
Source: RefSeq, a predicted model, not a curated record
ACAAUUAGUGGCAUCAACUUUUAGAUUCAACCCAAUUCCACAAAUCAGUGCUCUCUCUCUCUCUCUCUCUCUCUCUCUCUCUCUCUCCGUGUAAAUUUUAUUUUGAUAUUUUGUUGUGUUGUCCAAAAGAACUCAUCUAGGAAGACGAAACUGGUGUGCGAUGAAGAAGCUGAACCACCAGCUGGGAUCUCACGCGCCGUCGCCUCUAAAGGAAGGCUUCUACUUUGUUUUAAUAAUCUUAUUCCUAAUGGAAAUUGCUGGAGCUCAAACUACAAGAAAUGCCACCGUUGAUCCUUCUGAAGCAAGAGCUUUGAACUCUAUUUUUCAGCGUUGGGAAAUUUCUGGAACAAAUCAAGGAUGGAACAUUAGCGGCGAAUUAUGCGACGGAGUUGCAACUGAUGAUACAGUAAUUGACAUUAUCAAUCCGGGUAUUAAAUGUGGUUGCUCUUUCAACAAUGGCACCGUUUGCCGCAUUACUGCACUGAGAGUUUAUGCACUGGAUGUUGUAGGUCCAAUACCGAAUGAGCUCUGGAAUUUGACUUACCUUACUAAUCUAAAUCUAGGCCAAAACUAUUUGACAGGUCGACUGCCUGCAUCUAUUGGAAAUCUCACUCGCAUGCAGUACUUGUCUAUUGGAAUUAAUGCAUUAUCAGGGGAGCUUCCAAGGGAACUUGGGAGGUUGACAGACUUAAGAUCGCUGAGUUUCAGUACAAACAAUUUCUCUGGUCCUCUACCAUAUGAGCUUGGGAAUUUAACAAGACUAACUCAAAUUUACUUUGAUAGCGCUGGUGUUAGUGGCCCAAUACCCCCAACAUUUUCAGGUCUGGCGGGAUUGGAGAGAGUGUGGGCCUCAGACAAUGAACUCACUGGUCAGAUCUAUCGUACAAUUCAUUAUCUGGGAGCUUCCCUACAUGGAUCAGUGAACGAAAUUUACAAAUUAAUUUGGUUGCCAACCGCUUCACCAUAG